UCCGUGCAAGCGCUCCGAGCGCGCAGUCGGCCCGGGAGCGCUCGAUCGUUAAGUGUCUCUCUCUCUCUCUCUUUCUCUCUUUCUCUGCUACGUCGUCUUCAGAGCCAUCGAGAGCGCCAGCACCGUUAUCCGCGACUGACCGGACCACGGAGACGGCGAGUACGGCCACGGCGACCCUCCGCGCACGAGUGAGAGUAUGACGCAGCCGCCGCGCGGAAGCUGCCCUCCGAGCAAGCGGCAACAGCAGCAGCGGCGGCCGAGUUGAGCGGCGAUGACGCGAUGCGGACGCCCUCCGCCUCUGCGCACGGCACAAGCGAGGAAGAUGAGGGUGGCGAGCGGGCGAAGUCCGGAAGGAGCCUACUGCUGGUGGUCCUGGUGGGCACGCUGGUCGGCAUGGCCGCGGCCGAGCAGCCCAAGUACAGCACGCGCCUGGUGCACACGCACUACGGCGCGCUACGCGGGGUGGUCGCGCGGGGCAGCGCCGCCGGCGAGACCCAGGUGGAGGUGUACCUGGGCGUCCCGUACGCCACGCCGCCGCUGGGCGCGCUACGCUACAUGCCGCCCGUCACGCCCUCGCCCUGGCGCGGCACCCGCCUAGCCGACAGCAUGCCGGCCUCCUGCCCGCAGCCGCUCCCGGCCCUCGACGCCUCCACGCCGCGCCAGCAGCGGGCCCACCUCGAGCGCAUCCACCCGCUGCUGAGGAACCAGAGCGAGGACUGCCUCUACCUCAACCUCUAUGUGCCCAGGCCGCCGCCCUCGUCCUCCUCCUCCUCUUCAGCCGCCGGCGCUGCUAAUCAUCCAGGGAGUAGUGGCAGUGGCAGCGGCGGAGGUGGCACGUCGGAUCUGCUGCCAGGGUUGCUGCUGAUCCACGGCGACUCGUACUCGUGGGGCUCAGGGAAUCCGCUGGACGGAACCGCGUUGGCCGCCCACGGACGGCUCAUCGUCGUCUCCAUCAACUUUCGCCUGGGCAUCUUGGGUUUCCUGAAAACGAGCUCAAAGGGCAGCGCCCAGGGCAACUACGGGCUGAUGGAUCUGGUAGCCGGCGUGCACUGGCUGCGCGAGAAUCUGGCGGCGUUCGGCGGCGACUCGAACCGCUUGACCCUGCUGGGCCACGGCACCGGCGCCGCUCUGGCCAACUUCCUCGCCGUCUCGCCCAUGGCCAAAGAGCUGAUCGAGCGCGUGGUGCUGCUGGGCGGCUCGUCGCUGUCGCCAUGGGCGGUCCAGCGAGAGCCACUCACGGUGAAGCGCCGAGUGGCCGAGCAGCUGAAUUGCCCGGGCGACGUGGAGGCCGACGACAUCGCGGCUUGCCUGAGGCUACGCCACGUCGACGAGCUGCUGGAGGUGAGGCUCGACGUGCCGAGGUUCACCUCGGGCUUCGCCCCCUUCUUCGACGGCACCAUACUGCCUGCCAGCGCGAACAAUCAGAAUUUCCAGCCGACGGUGUCUUCGUCGGGACUGAUGCCACUACUGCCGGGGCCCGGCGCCGAGUUCGCCAACUUCGGCGACAGGGACGUACUGAUGGGCCUCACAUCCGACGAAGCUUGGCUCGAGCUGGCCGAGCAGGAUCUCGAGAACGGCCUGAACGAGACGAGGCGAGACAGAAUCCUGCGCACCUACGUGCGCAACACCUACCGCUAUCACCUGCACGAGAUCUACUCGACGCUGCGCAACGAGUACACGGACUGGGAACGCGGCGAGCCCAAUCAGCUGGCCAUCUGCGAGGGUCUGCUCGCCCUGCUGAGCGACGGCCAAGUCGCGGCGCCGCUGCUCCGGCUGGCGCUGCUGCACUCGGCCAGCGGCGGCCGCGGGUACUUUCUACACUUCCAGCCGGGCGAGAGACCGAGUCAGAAGGGCGAGGAACUGCCUUAUUUACUCGGACUGCCAAUGCUGAGGCACGAGAGCCUCGCCGCCAGCAACUACACCGCUGCCGACGAGAAUCUGUCGAGGCUGCUCGUCCACUACCUGUCCAAUUUUAUUCGGAGAGGCGACCCGAACGGAGCGGCAAUGUCGUCGAUGAACUCGGCGGCGGCGUGGAGCUCCUCGGCCGACGUGGGCGUAACGAGCCCGCCGUUCUGGGACUCGUACGACUCGAUAAACCAGCUGUACCUGGAGGCGGGCCGCGACGCGACGGAGAUGCGCUCGCACUACCGCGGCCACAAGAUGAGCCUGUGGCUGAACCUGCUGCCGCAGCUGCACAGGCCGGGCUACGAGGUGAGCAUGCGCCACCACCACCUGGCCGAGAGCCCGGCGCUGUACGAGGGCGCGGUGCGGCCGCAGUCCAUGGCGAUGCCCAUACCCGCGCCGCCGCUGCCGCUGCCCUACCCCACCGAGCCCUCCAUCUCGUCGUCCGCGGCCGCAGGUGGCAGCACCGCGCAGUCCGCCGCCGCCGCCGCCACCACCACCGACUGCGCGACCAACCUGAGCAGCCUGCUGCCCGGCACCGCGGCGCCGCCCAGCGCCAACACGCAGCACCCGCAGCUCGGGCCCGGCCCCAACAACCUGCUGCGCAAGCUGGCCUCCAGCCACUACCAGAGCUACACGACCGCGCUGACCGUCACCAUAGCCGUGGGCGUGUUCCUGCUGCUGCUCAACAUCCUUAUAUUCGCCGGCAUCUACCACCAGCGCGACAAGAACGGCUCGGCGGGCGCGGGCGUCGACCAGCUGGCGCUGGCGAGCUACGGCGACCAGAAGAAGGACGACCUGCUGGAGAUGGGCGGCGCCGCGGGCGGCAAGCCGGGCAAGCGCCCGACCUUCGUGCUGGCCGACUCGCCGACCGACAGCGCCGGCACGCCCGUGCUCGCCCACAAGACCAAGUUCGUGGACGAGCUCGAGCACAUGCAGCUGCGGGACCUGGAGGCGGCCGGCGCCACCGCCACCUACUUCUGCGCCAGCCCGUCGCGCGCGCGCACGCCCUCGCCCUGCGUGGACGCCACCAUGGCCGCGGCCGCCGCGGCCGACGACCUGGACGACGACCUGCCCGAGCCGCCGCCGCCGCCCAAGUCGCCCGCGCCGCCCUCGGGCAUGCUCUGCCCCGGCAUCCUGCGCCAGCCCGGCACCCCCGGCAGCGCCAAGAAGCGCGUGCAGAUACAGGAGAUCUCCGUCUGAGUGUCCGACCGCGCGAGGCGCUGCACGAACGCCCGCGUGGCCUGAGCUGCGCGGGCGUCCUUGCAGCGCGUCGCGCGCUCGGACCGAGCCAAGCGAAAGCGUGUGGCGUGUUUGCGUCGAAAUUGUCUGCUGCUCGCUUCGUUUUCCU
This is a messenger RNA of Phymastichus coffea, 3253 nucleotides long. RefSeq names its product neuroligin-1-like. The coding region runs from base 280 to 3105 and encodes 941 amino acids. Gene Ontology annotation, molecular function: neurexin family protein binding; signaling receptor activity. The record is from RefSeq and is a predicted model, not a curated record. Gene Ontology annotation, biological process: modulation of chemical synaptic transmission; presynaptic membrane assembly; chemical synaptic transmission. NCBI's taxonomy places the organism in Eukaryota, Metazoa, Arthropoda, Insecta, Hymenoptera, Eulophidae. Gene Ontology annotation, cellular component: synapse; cell surface; postsynaptic membrane. The transcript has 10 exons.